Molecule: messenger RNA, 456 nt
Organism: Punctularia strigosozonata HHB-11173 SS5
Lineage: Eukaryota; Fungi; Basidiomycota; Agaricomycetes; Corticiales; Punctulariaceae
Exons: 1
Coding region: 1-456 (151 amino acids)
Source: RefSeq, a predicted model, not a curated record
AUGCUUGCGAGGUCGAAGGAGUCGACCAUCGAGCUAGUGCUCGAUGUGGCCAUGACUUCCCAGCCGCGGCGACAACUGCUGCAACGGACCAUCGAAGUCAUAUCAUCCAAUAUGCAUCGAACCCGCAGCCUCGUCCUGAUAGAAUCAGGUCAUUCGUUCGACAUGGGCCAUAUGGUCGUGCACCUGUCUCGCGCAUCCGCACCAGUGCUGCAGAGGUUGGAGCUCAUUGCACCACGAAACCAGUUCGGACUAUUCCGUCCCCCGUUUUCCUCCGGUAUGCCUGCCUUGAAAUCGCUCAGGGUCCGCAACCUCAUCCUGCAACACACGUCGGGUUUACUCGACACGCUCACCGAAUUGGACAUCGAUAUCGUGUACGGAGUAGCGUACAAGGAUAUGAAGAAUUGGCUAUUGGCUCCCUCAGGACUCAGCGUCUGGUCUUUUCGGGCGAAGUCUUGA